CCCCAAACACAAAACAACCCACAACCCCAUUUACUCCUGCGAUCUCACCUGCUGCAAUCUCCCUCCGUAAACAACCAAACGCCCAUCUCGGCACCACCAUCCUCUCUCUCAAUCCUGAACCGGGCGAAACUUGGGGUUUGGGGGUUGGGGCCGGUUCCUCCCCCCUCAUCCAUACCUAGUUGGAUUGGAUUACUCCGUCCAAAUCACCGCACAUUGCGUCAGGACGGCAUUCGCAAGAACCGCGACAGGUGGAACUCCAAGAAAAUGCCGAGCCGAUCCGUCGGAUUCUAGGCCAUCUCUGUGCCAGAAUCUGUUAAUGGCUGGUCUCCUGGAAGAUGAUUCUUCAUGGGAAACUCUUUCAACUGAGCGAAUUAUGAUUCCUGCUUUCAACUUUGGAGUUGUUUCUGAGGCCAACAACGGAGGAAAAGAAUUCCCAGUUUCAUUGGACGUUGUUCCUGAUGACAUCCUGGAGAAAAUUUUCACCUUCUUGCCAAUAGCAAGCAUGAUAAGGUCAACAGCAGUGUGCAAGAGAUGGCAUCAUAUUAUCUACUCAAGCAGGUACCUUUGGACCCACAUGUUGCCUCAGAGGCCAUGGUACUUCAUGUUCACCUGUAAUGAGACUGCUGCUGGAUAUGCUUAUGAUCCCCAUCUCCGUAAAUGGUAUGAUUUAGAGCUUCAAUGCAUCAUUAAGAGCAGCUGUUUCGUUUCUUCUUCUUGUGGGCUAGUUUGCUUCAUGGAUAAUGACAACAGAAACGUCAUUUCUGUAUCUAACCCUAUCACAAAAGAUUGGAAGAGGCUCAUGGAGCCUCCUGGUGCAAAGUUUCCAGAUUACAGUACAGUUGCCAUGAUGGUAGAUCGGGUGUCUCACAAUUACACUGUUACAUUGGCAAAAUCCAAUCAAGUACCUGAUGAUUACGUCCAAUGGGAUUUUUCUUUAUACAAGUAUGAUUCACGGAGUAGUUCAUGGGUAACUGCCGCCAAGGAGGUGUUCAUUGGUUGGAGAGGGAGUGAGGAUAGUGUGAUAUGUGAUAGAGUCUUCUACUGCUUAAUCCAGUCUACUGGUUUUCUUGGCAAUGUUGAGCCCCGUCAUAGACUGAUCAUGUAUGAUCUUGUUACCGGAGCUUCUGAAACUUCAUUAAUGCUAUCUUCAAUCCCAGUACCUUGUUCUCUUACCUGUGGACGUCUUCUAAACUUAGGAGAGAAGCUGGUAAUGGUUGGAGGGAUUGCAAAACACAAUAGACCUGAUAUCAUUAAAGGAAUCGGCAUAUGGGAACUUGAUAAGAAACAAUGGCAAGAGGUAGGUCGAAUGCCUCACAAGUUCUUCCAAGGAUUUGGCGAGUUAGAUGAUGUCUUUGCCAGCAGCGGCACAGACGACCUUGUCUACAUCCAAAGCUACGGUGCAACCGCUUUGCUUGCAUUUGACAUGAAGCUGAAGAAGUGGAAGUGGUCAGCAAAAUGCCCUGUGAGCAAAAAGUUUCCUCUCCAACUUUUCACUGGUUUUUGCUUUGAACCUCGGCUCGAUAUCGCCGCUUAAUUUGUACCAGUCUGUCCCUUUGCCUUGGAACCAAACCACCAAUCUUUGUCUUUGUAAGAGAUCAUGGAAGUUUUAUUGUCAGGAUGAAUGCAAUAAUUUGUAAUUGCCUCUUUUCGCCAGAGUAGCAUUUAUAACGCCGUAUCUGACUAAUCACAUUUAUUUGCGAUGAUUCAUUGCAAGGAACAUGUAAAUGAGCCCUUUUGCCA
Messenger RNA from Brachypodium distachyon (stiff brome), 1740 nucleotides. RefSeq names its product F-box/kelch-repeat protein At3g61590. The transcript is spliced from 2 exons. The coding region runs from base 317 to 1534 and encodes 405 amino acids. Gene Ontology annotation, molecular function: protein binding. Lineage: Eukaryota; Viridiplantae; Streptophyta; Magnoliopsida; Poales; Poaceae. The record is from RefSeq and is a predicted model, not a curated record.